AUGAAUUAGUAUGGAUUGAAUGAAAAAUUAUCAGAAGAUUAGAAAAGGAAAUUGCACGAAUUACAUCUAAUUUAAUAAAGAGAACUGUCCGAAUUGAUUAGAAGACAUUAAGAGGAAUAAUUGUUGAUAUUUGAAUAAUGGAAAAAAGAUGAACAAGAUUAACAAAAUUAGUCUAAAAACUUUUCAAUUAAAGAUGACAAAAAUUCUAUGCUUAAUUACAAACCAUAUACUCUCAGCCAAUAUAAACUACUGAAAUUGUAGCCCAUCCUAAAAAACCCUGCUCAAGGCUUAGGUCCAACUUUGUCCAUUGAAAAAUGGCAAUAACAAAAGGGUAAAAUGGACAGGAUGCUUGAAUUUGCAGAGCAUGUGAAAGUAGAGUAUAGAAACUUUAAAUAAAGAAUUCCCAAAAGCGAAUAGAAACAAGUAACUGUUAGACAAAAAGGCUUAGAAUUUGCACGCAACAUCUUGAAACCACUAGCACCUUCACCUAUGAGAAAAAAAUCCAUAUCAAAGAAUUCAGUCGAGAAUGACGAAUUAUUGGAGUAUGAAUUGAGAAAUCAAUUAUUAAAAGAAUAGAUAGGCAAAAUGAAAUGA
Paramecium tetraurelia is the source of this 594-nucleotide messenger RNA. RefSeq lists its product as uncharacterized. The record is from RefSeq and is a predicted model, not a curated record. The transcript has 2 exons. Lineage: Eukaryota; Ciliophora; Oligohymenophorea; Peniculida; Parameciidae.